Messenger RNA from Lingula anatina, 357 nucleotides. RefSeq lists its product as uncharacterized. The record is from RefSeq and is a predicted model, not a curated record. Lineage: Eukaryota; Metazoa; Brachiopoda; Lingulata; Lingulida; Lingulidae.
UACCAAAGACGAAGAAGAUACAAGAUGGACCCAGACAGAGAGCCCACACGUUGUUAUAACAGCGCUAGGAGGUUCCAGGAAAAUGGAUCACUUUUUAACGAGUUUAUCUGCCCCGAGUGGGACCAGCCUGAUGAGCUGGAGUAUUGCUGUGGACCAGAGCUGCAGCAGUACUGUUGUGGCUUCUGGGAUGAUGGUGGUCGAGUGGCAGGUGUUGUAAUAGGAAUAUUGAUUGCUGUAACUCUCGUCAUUGGAUGCAUUGCUUGCUGUUGUUGUCAGGCAAGGAAGAGGAGAGCUUCAUGUAAAUGUAAGUCCAGAAAUGAAACUACUGGUGCCCUUGUGUAAAAAUAUAAAUAUCAU